AUGGGUUUUGGCAUAGUCGAAGACCGCCCAACACCUUCCGAGGUCUAUAAUUGGCGAAUCUACACCUUUGCAAUCGUGGCGUCGUUUGGCGCUCUCAUGUUUGGUUACGAUGGCUCAUUCUGGGGAACGACGCUUGCCCGAGCCAGCUUCCAGGAGCAUUUCGGCUUCACGGACAUGUCCACCUCUGCCAGGACAUCCACCACGUCAAACCUUACCGCGGUCUACCUCGCUGCAGGUUUCUUUGGAUCGCUCUUUGCCUGGCCGUCCAGCGAGACGCUUGGCCGGAUCCAGGCAAUGCAGGUCACCUGCACUGUCUUUUUGGUCGGUGCUCUCCUGAUGACAGCUGCGACCUCGAGCUUGCCAAUGCUUUAUGCGGGGCGAGUCUUGACUGGCUUUGGCGUCGGUGCCUUGACGGGUAUUAUCCCGUCCUACAUCGCCGAGGUAGCUCCUACCGCCAUCCGUGGACAAUUAACUGGGUAUUUCGACGUAGCGUACCAGGUCGGCUCUUUGGUCGGGUUCUGGAUCAACUACGGGAUCCAACAACACAUGGGGGUCGACGCGGUGAUCACAUUCCGCAUUCCCAUGGCCAUUCAACUCAUCCCCGGAGGUGCUUUGGCCUUGGGAACGCUUAUCCUUCGAGAGUCGCCUACUUUGCUCUGGCGAAAAGGUAAAAGGGAACAAGCGAUCCAGAACCUCUGCUAUCUUCGCCAACUCCCCGCCGACCAUCAAUAUAUGCUGGAAGAAGUUGGCAGGAUCGAGGCCAGGCUGGAGGAGGAAGAACGGCUAUCUGGCGGCCGGACAGGCUGGGUGGCUCUACUGCGUGGUUCCACGGCCGAAAUGAAAGCUUCGAGUAUGCGAUACCGCCUCGCCAUAAUUGUUGGAAUGUUUAUGUUCCAGAACUGGUCCGGCUCCAUCUGCAUCAACUACUAUUCUCCGAUCCUGUUUAAGUCGCUCCUCAUCAGCGAUGUGGCGUUAUACACUGGCAUCUAUGGAGUCUGCCGGUCGGUAGCAGCUAUUGCCUUCUAUGCCUUGAUCGUGGAUCGCAGUGGACGUCGAAUCCCCUGGCUGAUCUCCGCCUCGGCAUGCUCCCUGGCACUCUUGUACAUUGCAAUCUUUACAACGGUGGCCGAUACAACCAUAGGAAUUCCUUCUGCCUCUGUCCGCGCCGCCGGUACCGGCGCAACCGCGAUGGUGAUGCUUUACGGAAUCUUCUGGAGUUUUGGAGGGAAUGGUCUACCAUGGAUCGUCGCCGCAGAGAUCUUCCCAGCCCGACUCAGGCCAAUCACCGGUGCCUUUGCCGCCUCUCUGCAGUGGCUAUUUACGCUCUGUUUCUUGACCGCCGUAUUCACCUUCAUUUGGGUUCCCGAGACCAAGGCAGUGCCCAUCGAGAGUUGCCAGGCGUUGUUCUCUGGCAAGAUGCGGCAUGCGGCCUGGCGAGCCAAGAAGCUCUUUCCACCAAACGGUAUCCCACCCCUCCCCGAGAAUAUCGCGGCGGGCGAAGCGGCAUACAUCCAGGCGCAUCGGCCAUCGUCUCCGUCCCAGGACUUCAUCAAGAGCAAGAACGACAGUGACCACAUCGAGUCUGUUUGA
Messenger RNA from Penicillium waksmanii, 1590 nucleotides. Its product is annotated as hexose transport-related protein. Bases 1 to 1590 code for a protein of 529 amino acids. Gene Ontology annotation, molecular function: carbohydrate:proton symporter activity. Lineage: Eukaryota; Fungi; Ascomycota; Eurotiomycetes; Eurotiales; Aspergillaceae. Gene Ontology annotation, biological process: carbohydrate transport; transmembrane transport. The transcript is spliced from 14 exons. Gene Ontology annotation, cellular component: membrane. The record is from RefSeq and is a predicted model, not a curated record.